AUGCCCCUGCUGCCUGGCACCGUGGGCCUGGCAGGCCUGUUCUUCUGGGCAGGCCAGACAAUGAACGCCUUGAUGCCCAAUGCCACCCUGGCACUGGCCCAGACCGAGGGCACAGCUGUACGACCCCUGACUGGCCUGGGGGUGCCCCGGUACCGGCGGAAGCGCCACAUCUCUGCCCGGGACAUGAGUGCCUUAUUGGAUUAUCACAACCACAUCCGGGCCAGUGUGCACCCACCUGCCGCCAACAUGGAGUAUAUGGUCUGGGACGAGCGGCUGGCCAGGUCCGCUGAAGCCUGGGCCACCCAGUGCAUUUGGGCCCACGGGCCCUCACAGCUGUUGAGAUACGUGGGUCAGAACCUCUCCAUCCAUUCUGGCCGGUACCGCUCUGUGGUGGAUCUCGUGAAGUCUUGGUCUGAGGAGAAGCGGCAUUACUUGUUUCCGGCCCCGAAGGACUGUACCCCGCGCUGCCCCUGGCGCUGCAGUGGCCCUGUGUGCUCUCACUAUACCCAGAUGGUGUGGGCAUCUUCCAACCGGCUGGGCUGUGCCAUCCACACCUGUGGCAGCAUCCAUGUGUUGGGCAGCACCUGGCACCAGGCUGUGUACCUGGUCUGCAACUACGCCAUUAAGGGCAACUGGAUCGGCGAGGCACCAUACAAGAAGGGGAGGCCGUGUUCUGCCUGCCCUCCCAGCUACCAAGGCAGCUGCAACAGCAACAUGUGCUUCUAGGGACUCAAAUCCAACAGGCUGCUGUGGUUCUGAAUUUUCCCUGGUCUCUGGCAGGGCUCCAGCUGGGCCUGACCCUCCAAGAGUCCCUUCCCAAAGACCGGGUCAAGCGAUUUUUUUUUUUUUU
Molecule: messenger RNA, 850 nt
Organism: Orcinus orca (killer whale)
Lineage: Eukaryota; Metazoa; Chordata; Mammalia; Artiodactyla; Delphinidae
Gene: R3HDML
Product: R3H domain containing like
Exons: 5
Coding region: 1-726 (241 amino acids)
Source: RefSeq, a predicted model, not a curated record